AUGAUGAAAUUUACUAAGCAGAAUUUUAUUUUUUUAGUUGGUGGAAUUAUAAUUUAUGUAGUUGACAUUGGAGUAGACUUCUGGGUAGCUAGUAAAUAUUUUUGUCAAGGACAAUAUUCUUGGAGUAUAUUGAUACUGUGUUUUAGAGGUCUUUCAUCACUAAUAACUCAGAUAUUCAGUUAUGAGUGGUUUAAAAAUGACUGGGAAGGUACUGAUACUGGGAAGCCAAAAUGGAUUUUUCUAGUUCAUCUCUUGCAGUGUGGAAUUUUUAUAAGGUAUUGGUUUGCUUUGAAGUACGGCUGCCAAGCUGCAUUUAAACAAAACAGUGGAGAUGCACCAGAAACGGACCCUCCCAACUUCAUUCAAAAACAAGCUGUUGAUGUAGUGACUGAUAUUAAUAUGCUCAGGGUGUUCAAGACUUUUCUUGAGACCACACCACAGCUUUUUAUCCAGCUUUACAUCCUCAUGGAACAUGGCAAAAAUAAUUUCUGUCAAUAUGCUGCCAUUAUUAUAUCUUUUUGUGGUAUCUCCAUUUCAAUGGUUGAUUAUCAGAUAUCACUACGAAAAUCUCUGCCUGAUAAAGAGGAAUUUCGUGUGCUUCCCAAGUUAGUGUAUCUCUUCUAUAAACUGCUUACUAUCACUUCUUGGAUAUUCAGUAUUUCACUGAUCACUCUACUGAGUGUUAGAAGUUCUGGAAUGCUGCUGAUAUUUCUUUGGACCUGUGGCUUCACCUGGACUUUGAAACAACAUACAAUAUUUUGCAAAUCUAAGAAGAUGGAAUAUCUGUACAGAACUGUUGUUGGAAUAAUUCUAAUUUUUACCUUUUUUAACAUAAAGGGGAGAAAAACAAAACUUUGCAUUUCUAUUUAUUAUGCUACUCACACUGUUGUGACACUAGGUAUUUUGUUUGUAUAUAUGUUUUGGAAACCUUCUAUUAUCAUGGAAAUACAUUUUACAAUUGUGAGCAUCUUAACUAUUCUUAGUCUGGUGUUAGGUAUCAUUUUUCUUGUUGUUUAUUAUAGGUUUUUUCAUCCCACUGCAUAUUGCAGACCACAGGCACAUUCAGAUGAAGUUGAUGGAGCAGCAGGACAAAAAGAUAGAGUGGAAAGUGGUAGAUUUCAAAAUUUCUUAAUGCAAUGA
Antrostomus carolinensis (chuck-will's-widow) is the source of this 1140-nucleotide messenger RNA. It is a transcript of the gene XKR9, whose product is annotated as XK related 9. NCBI's taxonomy places the organism in Eukaryota, Metazoa, Chordata, Aves, Caprimulgiformes, Caprimulgidae. The transcript is spliced from 3 exons. The record is from RefSeq and is a predicted model, not a curated record. Gene Ontology annotation, cellular component: membrane. Bases 1 to 1140 code for a protein of 379 amino acids.